CAGUGGCAGCAGCGUGCAGCGUGCAGCUUCAUUACGUCCCUUUAUUUAUGUACUCAUUACAACGCUCGGUGUCGGGAUUGUCGCUUUGUACCGUUAUUCUUAAUUGGUGUAUGAGCAGACUGCCGAGGGCGCAGAUCUGCUGCAGGUAGACGGGAGGCCGGGUCCUGCCUUUUUACUUGACGGUCCAUGCGACCGCACUACAACUAAAGAAGAUGUGGGGGCGAACACUUGGAUUUGCAGCUUGAACUAUGGUCACAAAAACACUGCAGACAAAACAACACAGAUGGAACCCUAACAAACGCAAUACAGCCGAGAGAUGACAUCAUUGAUUCUGGAGGUGUCUGCCAGUCUGAUUGGCUGGAUCGCUCUCUAUGCUGUACUCUGCCACCUAAAUGGUCAACGCGGCUAUGAGUGGAACUGUCGCCUGGUUACGCUGUUCCAUGGUGUCCUGGUUGUGUGUGUGACAGCGUACAUAGGCUAUGUGGAUGGCCCGUGGCCUUUCACAUACCCAGGUACGGAGAACACGCCCCUACAGGUCACUGCACUGGUCCUCAGCUUGGGGUACUUCAUCUUUGACAUGUGUUGGUGUGUGUACAUGGGCACGGAGGGGCUAGUGAUGCUGGCGCACCACACGCUGAGCAUGAUGGGAAUGGUGCUGAUUCUGUGGCUGGGCGAGUCGGGCAUCGAGUCGUGCGCUGUGCUGUUUGGCAGCGAGAUCACCAACCCCCUGCUGCAGGUGCGCUGGUUCCUGCGGCAGAGUGGACACUACGAGGGGCUGCUGGGCGAUGCCGUGGACCUGCUGUUCGUGGGGCUGUUCGUGGGCAUGCGCAUCGUCGUGGGCGGAUACAUGCUGUACUGCGAGCUGGCCUCCUCCCGGCCUCUCCCUGUGGUGAAGGCCGGUGGCGUGGCCAUGUACGCCCUGUCCUGGGUCUUCAUGGUGGACAUCGCUCGCUUCGCCUACCGCAAGGCCAGCGCCAAGUACCGCUGCUGGCAGGCACGCCAUAAACUGUCCAAUGGACACGAUGGAACGGCAGACUAAAAAAUGCCGUAUUUCUGAUUGAAGGAAGCAUCUUACAAGUUCGACAAAGGUUGGACUGAACUGUGCUUCUAAGUAUCUACAAGACAGUACUACAAGAGAUCUGUGACAAUCAUUUUGUUGUGAAACCUUCACCUGUGAUAUUAAUGUAAUAUUUCAGAACAUUAAAAUGAGAAAAAACUUUUUGACAGUGUGUAGCUGUUCUAGUUUACAGUAAGCAUUAGGGCAUGGGUCAAAAUAAUGCCUUUGUAUCCCCAUGUACCCCCACAAAUUGUGUUGAGUCUGUAACAUAUUCAAUCAUACGAUACAUUUGACAAACUUUGUAAAUACCUGUCACCUGGCAAUGGUACCAUCCACAUUACUCUUUCACCUGUGCACUAUUUUCCAUUUUUUGGUAGGGUCCUUUAGAGAAAGUAAAUACUUCCAUCCCUUCUGAGUUUAGGGUCGUUCAUCAGAGAUUAAUCCCGAAAUUUCUGAUGAUUGUGAAAAAGUCUGCCUUACUGCAAUCAGCUUUCUUGAUUAUAAUUUUCUCAGAUCGUAUUUGCUGCUCGUAUUAUCUGCUGUUUUGCAGAUCUUUUUAUUACAAUUUUUACUAUUGGUUUUUACUAUUGGUGAAGCAAUGUUUUAAAAUGAUUAGUGUAAUAUUAAUAUACUGUUAAAAAACGUUUUCAAAACAUUUCUCAAAGGACAUUUCUCAAACCUCAGUUUCUUACUUAUAAUGAUUAUUUCUGCAAUACAAUUGUCAGCAACCUUGAAAAUGCUUAGAAAUGUACACCACCACUGUGAAAUGGAUAAGAGAAGAAAAAUGCUGACACCAGCCCGGGGCACGUUGUGAAAUGGAUGCUGGACCAGACUGUGACGUUAGUUGUGACUGUGGUUUAGAUUGUAGUUACACACCAAGGCCUGCUGUGGUACAAUAUAUGGUGAUAUUAGACUUUUAAUAGAAAUCGUCUUGUCUUCAUUUAGUGUGCUCAAAAUUUUGAGAGCAGGCUUUAAAUUAGCUAAAAAUAUGUACGACUUAUCAUGACUGAUUUCAACCAAUGGACCAAAUAGUUUUAGUAGGAUUAUGAUUUGGUGUUGGAGAGCAAGCAGCAUGGCUCCUUCAGUCUAGUACACUUUGGAGUGGAACAUUAUUGCAUAACAUUGCAGUAGAGUCCUCUAUGGACAUGCCAUUUCUCCUCGUGGUGCAAUGGUGGCUUGGGU
Messenger RNA from Conger conger (European conger), 2239 nucleotides. It is a transcript of the gene tlcd5a, whose product is annotated as TLC domain containing 5a. Bases 317 to 1039 code for a protein of 240 amino acids. Gene Ontology annotation, cellular component: membrane. The record is from RefSeq and is a predicted model, not a curated record. NCBI's taxonomy places the organism in Eukaryota, Metazoa, Chordata, Actinopteri, Anguilliformes, Congridae. The transcript is spliced from 3 exons.